AGGCUAUCGGCUCAUUGUUGGUCUUGCAGCCACACGGAACGCACCCGGACGCCGCGCCCCUCGCCUGCCCUGCGCUGCCUUGCGCUGCGCCGAACAAGCCACUCUGGGUAGAAAAUUAUCACCUCCCAGACACGUUGAGGCUAUCCAUCUGCUGCGGCUUGGAGGAAUUGAAUGAAAUAACCACUUUUGGAGAGGAGACGCGGCGAGUCGCUCUUGUUUUAUUUUUUAACUGUGAUUGGGACAAUAUCUCACACUGAUAAAUGUAAAGAUAAAGAGAGAAGGAUUUCGACAGCUCGUUCUCUCGUGACGGGAAAUGAUCGUUAGCGAAAGUGGUUAUUACGUCGAUUUUAAAGUGCAGUGAAGGCUCCUCCUCCUUCUGCCCCCCCCCUUCCACUUCCCCCUCCAAGAGCUCGGGAUCGCACAGGAAGACGUGGAAUUAAGAUAGAAAGUAAAGAGAAGGAGUCGGUGAAAAUAACCCAAAAUAAAAUUCAAAAAAUAUGACCGUGUGGCGGACAGGACGCCGAACAGUGUCAUGAGCGAACACUGACUUUUCAAUGGUGACAAGUGACACCUACACAGGAAGCUUUGAACGCCGGAUGAUGAAGGGGUGCCAUUAAGUGCCAUAUGUACUGGCGACUCGGGUGAGAAAUCCUUCACCCCCUCUCUCCCCCCACCUUCCCUCACUACCUGUGCCACAGUGCCGCAACCCCUUCACUCCUCCGCUCCCCUCGCGCUCAGCAUGAAGACCCUUCUCUUGGCGACUGUGGGCGUGCUCUGUGUGGUGGGCGUGUCCAGCUACAGCGAAGACCCGGUGCAGUACCACAUCCAAACGGACGAUGGAUCCGAGCGAUACUUCAGGUACCAGACCUACGACGGCCAGUACCGCAAGGAGAAGCGGCUGGACGAUGGCACGGUCAUCGGCACAUACGGCUGGGUGGACGCCACGGGCCUCCUGCGCCUCUACGACUACGUCGCCGACCUCAGCGGCUACCGCAUCGUGCGGAAGAAGACACUGAAGAUGGCCCAGCAGCCGCGAGCGCCGGUGACCGAAGCCCCUGUGAGGAGAAAUCCUUCUAGGCCCUCCUCCUUCAGAACGCCGAGUCGUGCGAGCGUGAGGGAUCAGCCAGGGUUGUCCGUGUCCGUGGUACGGACCCCCACGCCCAAGCCCUCGUACACCCUGCAAAGGACCUCCCCGAUCAGACGACCUCAGGCGCCGAGAGGAACAGCUCCCACCUCAGACUCCGCCGACGCCCCUUCGCAGGGCCUUCCCCUAGGAGAGUCUGGGAGUGAGGCGCAGCCAGACCCGGCCACCGUCGGCGACCCCACAGGUAACCCGGCAACCCACGCAAACAGAGGACACGGUGGAACAGCAACCAAACUAACCAGCCACACGACAGCAACACAGGCCAGUGGUGAGGCGGGGACACUAACUCGUAGGCCAGUAAGAGUGGGGAGUUCCUCUCCUCGCCGGCGAACACAGAGCACGAGGGAGCACCUUGUCCAGCGAACGGGUGACCUAUUAAUCGAAAGGACACGUGACCUGGUGACUGAACGACCUGGUGAUAAGGUGACGGAAGCACCUAUUAACGGUCCUAUUAACAGACGCCUGCCCGAAGCAGGAACUUACAGCAUCAAUUACGAUCUGGGCAAUCAGUUCCACAAAGAAAAGAUUUUGCCGGACGGAACGAAAGUCGGCAAACACGGCUACGUAGACCCACUGGGAAUCCUCCGAGUGACCUACUACACAACGGGACCGAACGGCCAUCAGCAGAGUCAAGAGAGCAAGUGGGUUGGUACCCGCGACCCCUAUCAGGAAUAAAAAAAAAAAAAACUCUUUUUCUUAUGUAGAAUUAAGUGAGUUUCUAAAGUGUUGAGUGUGAGUUGGUGAGAUUGUAAAGUGAUGGAUAUGAUGGUUUGUAUUUGGAGUGUAUUGAGCAGGUUGAUAUUUUUUGAGAGGAAGUUAGUAAGGAGCAGAGCCAAGAAUGCGAGCGAUUUUGUGCUGUAUCCGCAACCCUUAUCAGGAUUAAAAACACUUAUUAUUAUCAGGUGAAAUUAAUGAGCUUACAAAGUGCUGAUUGCAAAGAUAUAUAUAUAUAUAUAUAUAUAUAUAUAUAUAUAUAUAUAUAUAUAUAUAUAUAUAUAUAUAUAUAUAUAUAUUGAAAGUUUACCGCAAGUGUGUAGAGUGCUUUUCCAAGAAAGAAAAGAAAUAAGUGUACCAGUGAUAAUUUUUCCCGGUAUCAAAAAUGCUUCACUUGUGAUGCUUUAAUCUAAUGAUCUUUUAAGGUCAUUGAUAUUUUAAGCAGUGACUGUUAUAAUAAGCAAGUGUAAUAUAAUGUGCUAUUCUCUUUUUUUGAGGUUGGUAUUCUUUAUUGUGAUGAGUCUUACUUCUCGUAUUAUGGACGUUAAGUAUUAAUUUGAAGGAAUUGAUACGUUAUGGCACUGUGGCCAAACGAAGAGAUAAAAAUGAAAAUAAAAGAAAUGUGUAUGUGGAAUAAUAUGAUAUUUUGUGAAACGUAGGCCCUCCCCCCCCAACUAUUCAACUAUUUUGAAUCAUACAAUUAUCAUUUCCUGUUCUUUGACGUUUCUACCAUAAAUUCAUCUCGAUUUUUAAAGAAUAUCUUCGAAAGAGAUACGUGCAAGAACACAUUUACAGUUUUGCUUGAUUGCAGAAAGAAAUUGUGCUAUUAUUAUUAAUUUAUUUAUGAACCAGUUUAGAACGCUUUUGUCGUUAGUUUAGCGAAGUUUACCCACAGUUCAUCAGCCAAGCCAUGUACUCUCUUUUUGGAAGUACUAGUACGGACGUAAAACAAAGUAGCAUAUUUUUUUAGACCUAGUUUUUAAGCUAUUAACUUAUCCUCUUUUAUAGGACUGAUACAUUAUUUUUUCUUUUUCCUUCAGAGAAUAUUCUCUUGAAGGUUAUAUCAUGAGUAAAAAAAAAGUAUUAUGCCGGUAUCCUGUGGUAGGGCAUUUCCCGUGGCAUAAUUUUCUACUGAAUAAAUGAAUUAGUGCAGGACAGGAUUUCUGUAAUUAUGAAACAACAUUUUUACUCUUUCACAUACUCCAGCAUUAGAAUAGCGGUGUAAACACAGAUAACAGUACAAUUAAACCAUUUUAUAUGUGCCAUUUUGACCAUCAACAGAUUCAUAAAUGUAUUAGUCAUAAUCAACUAAAAUUCCCUGCUUGUCAAUAAUAGACGGAGAAUGAUCGUCUUCUGUCUCCGUGGGUUGUAAUGAACAUGAAGUACACCUUUUUUUUAAUGUGUAUUUUGCAUUUUGGUUUCUGUAAUGUGAUGUAACUAACCCGUCCUUUGUCUUUCUGUGUGACAAUGCCUAAGUAAGGUUAGGUAUAUAUUCUCGAGUGACUCUGAUAAUGCCCGAGUGUAGACUAGCUUUAAAGUAUACUACAAUGUAUGGUUUCGUGUAACAGACUAGAAUGUGUGACUAACAACUGAACAGAAAGCGCGGAUAUUUAUAUAUUUCGUAAACUGUUUUUUUUUGGGGGAAAUUAUAAUGGUUGUAGCAUUAUAAACUCAAGAAGUGAAAAUAUUCCCCGUAAACAAAGCAUAGCAAUUUUAAAGUAUAAAUGUUCGCAUCUAACCUAGGAAGUCCCUGCAAGAAUCUUCUCUUUGUUAGAAGUGUGCAAUACCAGUGUUUAGAAGAGGCUCACGUAUACUGUUAAAUAUUAAGUUGUUGAUAAGAAUACACUAUUUGAAUUCAGUCUGUUCCAUUUUGAGUGUUUAAAAAGUAUGUUUUUUUCCAGAAUAAUUCUAAUAAAGAAAAUCUUUGGUGAUACUUAAUUGGUGCGUAGCGGUAAAAAGCCUCAAAUUAUGUAUUUAGAAAAUUAUAUAAAGAGAAAGUAUUUAAUAAAAAAUGAAUUAUCCUUAUUAGCUUAAAUGCAUUCCGAAAUUCACGCGAAAUUAAAUAUAUUAUCACUUGUUCACUUGAUGUAGUCCCCAUACUGACGAAAUGGAUAUUUUUAAAGGUUCCAGUAGAAAGAAAUAUAUUUAGCGGUAAAAGUUUACUUACUGACAAAAGGCCAUUUUUUUAAGAUGGUUAAUAUUGAGGGGAAAAAGUCAUGAACACAGUUUAUAGAAUGGUAAAUUGAACGAGAUUUUGAAUGAAUGCAUCAACGGUUUCCGUGGAAAUAUUUUAAAAUCUGAAUUAAAAAUAAAAUAUAAAUAAGAUAAAACAGAUAGCAGUUAAAGAUUGAAGUUUUGCAUAUUUUCUCAUCAGAAUGAAUCGGUAAUGGUGAGGUAGAGAGUAAAAAGUGAAAAUGUAAUAUUUUGAUUAAUGAGUCGGGAGUUAUAUAUUAAUGACAAUUUUGUAGCGUGGAGGUGAGACUGCAUUAAUUGUAUCCAUUUUGAUUAAGAGAAGGGAGAAAGUUUAUCAUGACAGAUUUAGAAAACUUGUAAAUGAGGAUAAAUAAUUCCACAAAAGGUUGAAUUAAUAUUUCGACAUCAACAUUUAAAAUCACGUAAUUCUAGCACUGUGGAAUUGUUAAUUCUUUCAUAUCUUUUUUCUUUUCUUUAAAAAGAUUGAAAAAAAAAACAAAAAAAGUCUGCAUAGUUCCCAUGUCAAUAAUUAUUAAUGAAAUUAUAUUUUUUACUUUCCUAUGUUAAUUUUUUAAAAGAUGGAUCUCGCAGUAAUACAAAUUUUAGUUUAUUGGUGUCAGUGUGCGAAUUUUACGAAAUGACAUUAGAUUUAAAGUAUUUCUACAAUUCUGAUUCAAAAUACAAACAAUCUUUCACUACCAAUAAUAAUAAUAAUAAUAAUAAAAGGCUUUUCAUAAACGCUAAAACUAUUUUUCUCAUGCUUCGAUGUAAUACGUUGACAUACUUUCAAGAAUGCUACAUUUGGAAAACAAAGAAUGAAUAAAUAAAAUAACAGCAAUAGAUAAAUGAUAAACAGUCUAACUGCUAUAACAGACAAGGUUUAUAGAUCCAGGUGAUAGUGAGUUCACGUAAUGAUUAAACUAAUGCAUUCAAAGAUCUGUGUAGAUUAGUUCUCGCAGGUGUCAGGCAGGUAACUACACGUUCACCGUAACCAUUUUAAUGAUUGUACUAACUCUGUGAUAAUUACUGGCGUUAACUAAAAAUUGUACAAAGUAUUAUACCAAUAAAUCGUAAAUACAUAUGAAAA
Molecule: messenger RNA, 5138 nt
Organism: Penaeus monodon (black tiger shrimp)
Lineage: Eukaryota; Metazoa; Arthropoda; Malacostraca; Decapoda; Penaeidae
Exons: 6
Coding region: 740-1819 (359 amino acids)
Cellular component (GO): chitin-based extracellular matrix
Molecular function (GO): structural constituent of chitin-based larval cuticle
Source: RefSeq, a predicted model, not a curated record